AUGCGCAACGAAGUCAACGAGAUGCAAACGUGUACGUCGCCGUACGUGCAGCCGCUCAUCGCGAUCCUCGACAAUGGCUCGACGACGGCUCUUCUUCCGGUGCUCAACGGCGACGCACUGUACAGCCCGACGAUGGUCAUCGAGUACAUGGACGGCGGGGACCUCGACGAUACGCUCAAAAAGAUCCGCUCGGAAGACAAGGUGCCGCUGCAAGUUUCAACCAUCGAGGUGGCCCUUGUGCUCGCCUACGCGCUGAAAGAUCUGCACGCCCUCGGGAAGGUGCACCGGGAUAUCAAGAGCCUCAACAUCUUUCUCUCGACGACGCACUACAUUCGACUCGCGGAUCUCGGCGAGGCACGGACGCACGGCAGCAACAUGACGUCCAACAAAGGCACGGACUACUGGAUGGCCCCCGAAGUCGUUCGCGUCGGUAACGGUGACAAUGGCCGGUCGUAUGGUCCACCCGCCGACAUUUACUCGUUUGGCGUCGUCCUCACCGAGCUCGACACGGGCGAGACGCCGUAUGCCGACAUCGACGACAAGCGUUCGAUUCUCAAAAGAGUGUGCGAUGGCACGCUGCGUCCGAAAAUGAGCGCCACUUGCGAGCCUUGGCUCCAAGCGCUCGCAGACCAGUGUCUGGAACAUGAUCCAUCCAAGCGCCCGACAGCCGACAGCAUUAUCGCUACACUUGUGGCGCAUCGGAAUGGCAAGAGCGUACCGGCAACAAAAGGUGUGCAUCCGGUGAUGACCAGCCUUGCAACGAUCGACGAGGAAGACACCGAAGCCCAGGAAGCCCCGUAAUAACGCUAUCGCUGUCGCCGCACUGUCCCCAUGACGCGUUUUUGAUGUUACAUUAUUGGAC
Messenger RNA from Saprolegnia parasitica CBS 223.65, 862 nucleotides. RefSeq names its product TKL protein kinase. Lineage: Eukaryota; Oomycota; Saprolegniomycetes; Saprolegniales; Saprolegniaceae. The transcript has 3 exons. Bases 1 to 801 code for a protein of 266 amino acids. Gene Ontology annotation, molecular function: ATP binding; protein kinase activity. The record is from RefSeq and is a predicted model, not a curated record. Gene Ontology annotation, biological process: protein phosphorylation.